UCACAGCUUUCUAAUUAGCUAAAGACACCCAAUUGCCAGCUCCAUUCCCUCUGUAUAUUUAUUGAUAAUUGUACACUACUUCUUCAAGCAUCCUACGCCCUUCGCCACGCACACCCCUCUCUUUCUCUCUCCAUUACCUAUAAAUUCCUCCUCCCAACACAAAUACACAAUCUCACCAUAUUCCAAUUAAUUCUCUCGAUCUCUAGAGAUGGCAGCAUACAUUUGUCAUAGGAUUUCAGAAUUGCUCUUGGUUUCACUCUUUGUGAGCUCCUUUGUGGUUUCUUCUGCUGGCACUUUUGAUGGAGAUUGUGACAUCUUGUGGGGGGAUCAUCGUGGGAAGAUUCUAGAUAAUGGGAAGCUUCUCACACUUUCACUUGACCAAAUAUCUGGCUCUGGUUUCCAAUCCAAAAGAGAAUAUCUGUUUGGAAGGAUCGACAUGCAGCUGAAGCUCGUCUCUGGUAACUCUGCUGGCACCGUCACGGCUUACUAUCUAUCCUCAGAGGGGACUAAUCAUGACGAGAUUGAUUUUGAGUUCUUGGGGAACUUGAGUGGACAGCCUUAUAUCGUCCACACAAACGUCUAUACACAAGGGAAAGGGGAGAGAGAGCAACAAUUCUACCUCUGGUUUGACCCAACAAAAGAUUUCCACACCUAUUCCUUUGUAUGGAAUCCACAGCUAAUUAUUUUCUUGGUGGAUAACACCCCCAUAAGAGUAUUCCACAACGAAGAGUCCAUUGGGGUUCCCUUCCCCAAGAGCCAGCCCAUGAAGCUUUACUCGAGCCUCUGGAAUGCAGACCAAUGGGCAACAAGAGGUGGGCUUGUGAAAACGGAUUGGUCCAAGGCUCCUUUCACUGCCUACUACCGCGACUUUAAUGCUAAUGCCUGCGUGUGGUCUAGAGGCUCAUCUUCUUGUGGUUCAACGUCAACGAGCUCCGCCACUCCUGGUGGUUGGCAAACUCAAGGGCUCGAUGCAAAUGGGCGAAGACGACUCAGAUGGGUGCAAAAGUACUUCAUGAUUUACAACUAUUGCACUGAUUUUAAGCGAUUUCCUCAGGGUCGCCCACGUGAGUGCCGGCGUGCUAGCUAGCUCUUCAUUUGAAACUGAAAAUGUUGUUUGUAACUUUGUGUGAGUAUAUAUAUAUAUAUAUAUAUAUAUGUGUGUGUGUGUGUGUGUGUGUGUGUGUAA
Corylus avellana is the source of this 1186-nucleotide messenger RNA. Lineage: Eukaryota; Viridiplantae; Streptophyta; Magnoliopsida; Fagales; Betulaceae. The record is from RefSeq and is a predicted model, not a curated record.